AUGAAGUUCGAGGACUUUAAGAAAUGUUCGCAAUCUGGUUUCUGUAGACGUAAUCGUCUGUAUGCCGAGCAAGCCACCUUAGAGUCUUCCCCUUAUAUCUUGGUGACCGAUUCUAUUAAUUUCUCCAAUGACAACAACCGACUGCGUGCUGAUAUCAAAAAUACCGAUACCAAUAUAUUACUUACUCUUGAUUUAGAUAUCCUCAAAGACAGCACAGCACGCGUUCGCAUUAAUGAAAAAUCACCAAUUAAACCACGCUAUGACGACCAUCAAAAACAUACUUUGGUGGAAGAACCUCAAUUUUUAGGCGAAUCCACCAAAGUCGAAAAUUCUGAAAGCAAGGAUGAGCCUGUUACUCUACAUAUCGAUAGCACUCGUAAGAUUGUUCUCCAUGUUCGUCCAGUUCGUAUUGAAUUUUUCGUCGAUAAUAAGCCCGUUAUUUCACUUAACGACCGAGGCUUCUUCCAUUUCGAGCAUCUGCGUACGAAAGAAACACACAAACCUAAGAUGAUUGAAAAGAAAAAUGAAGAAACUGGUAAGAUGACGCUAGAAGAAGAUCAAGACUGGGAAAAGGAUUUGUGGGAGGAAACCUUCAAAUCUUGGACCGACCCUAAACCCAAUGGGCCUGAAUCAAUUGCAAUGGAUAUAACUUUCCAUGAAUUCUCUCACGUUUAUGGUAUUCCUGAGCAUGCUUCUAGUUUAUCUCUGAAGGAGACGAAGGGAGGUGAGAACGCUUACGACGAACCUUACAGAUUGUACAAUACCGAUGUCUUUGAAUAUGCUUUGGAUAGUCCCACUGCUUUGUACGGUGCAGUUCCACUAAUGAUUGCUCAUAGAAAGGGAUUGUCUGCCGGUAUAUUUUGGAUGAACCCAUCAGAAACUUGGAUUGAUAUUGUUAAAAAAAAACCUACAGACAACAGUAACCCAGUUCAAAAAGUGUUUAAAUCUGGUCAGAAAGCUGACUCUCUCUCUACGCAAACACAUUGGAUUUCUGAAGCCGGAGUCAUGGAUAUUUUUGUUUUCCUUGGCCCUACAACCAAAGACAUCCUUCGUCAAUACACGGCACUUACUGGCUCUCUUUCUAUGCCACAAAUGUUUGCUAUUGGCUAUCAUCAAUGUCGUUGGAACUAUCUCAAUCAAAAAGACGUUCUUGAAGUUGAUAAAAAGUUUGAUGAAAAUGACAUGCCUUACGAUGUGAUUUGGCUUGAUAUCGAAUACACCGACGACAAGAAGUAUUUCACCUGGGAUCUUCCAAAAUUUCCCAACGCUACUCAAAUGGCUGAAGUUUUAGAUAACAAGGGCAGAAAUUUGGUGACCAUCAUUGAUCCUCAUAUCAAACGUGUUGACAAUUACUACAUUUGCGAUGAAGCUAAAUCUAAAAACUUGUUCGUCAAGAAGCCUGAUGGGGCUGAUUAUGAAGGUUGGUGUUGGCCGGGGCAAUCAUCUUGGGUUGACUUUGUACACAAGGAAUCUUACGAUUGGUGGAAAGAACAAUUUCAGUUUGACAAGUUUCAAGGCACUCGUGAUAACGUACAUCUUUGGCACGAUAUGAAUGAGCCGUCCGUUUUCAAUGGACCUGAAAUUACCAUGCAAAAGGAAAUGGUUCAUGACAGCCGAAAAUAUGAACAUCGUGUAUUGCACAACCUUUAUGGCUUUUUAGGCCACAAGGCCACUACUGAUGGUGUCCGCGAACGAUAUCAAAAGGUAAAUGGUAUGAAACAAAAGCGUCCUUUUGUUUUAGGCCGCGCUUACUAUGCUGGUGUCCAACGCGUUAGUGCUGUUUGGACAGGCGAUAAUAUGGCUAAUUGGGAAUCGCUAAAAAUGAGCAACCCCAUGAUCUUAUCCAACAGCUUGGCAGGUGUGUCUUUUAUAGGAGCUGAUGUACCUGGUUUCUUCGGUAACCCUGAGCCUGAAUUGCUCACUCGUUGGUAUCAAGCGGCUGUUUAUCAGCCCUUCUUCCGUGGUCAUGCCCACAUCGAUACCAAACGCCGCGAACCUUACUUGUCUCCUGAGCCUUACAAGUCUAUCACUCGAAAUGCCUUGCGUGAACGUUAUGCACUUUUACCUCUUUGGUACACAUUAUUUUAUGAAACCUCGAAAACGGGUACUCCCAUGAUGCGUCCUAUGUUCAUGGAGUUCCCUGACGAUGAAGCUCUCUACGCCAUGGAAGACCAGUUUAUGGUUGGCGACUCUAUUUUGGUAAAGCCCGUCACUACAGAAGGCGCCACUAGUGUAGAUAUUUACUUUCCUAAGGAUGAAAAGAACAAUGGCUUGUGGUAUCAUACCAAAAGUUACGAACGUAUUUCUAAGGAAGGAUGGCAAACAGUAAAUGCUCCUUUGGAUACAGUCCCGGCAUAUUAUCAAGGUGGUCAUAUCAUCCCUCGACGUGAACGUCUUCGCCGCAGCUCAGCUGCUAUGCGUAAGGACCCUUUCACAUUGAUUGUAGCCAAGAACGAGCAAGGCACGGCUCAAGGCCAUUUAUACCUUGACGAUGAAGAAACUUAUGAUUUUGAAAAGGGCGCAUAUGCUUAUACUGAGUUUAUCUUCAAGGAAGACGGUGAACUAACAUGUCGAAACCUGCACGAACACCCUAAUAACAGUGAAGCAACGCAAUUUGCUCAAUCUAGGGAACAAGUGCGUGUCGAGCGUAUUGUUAUUUUAGGACAAGAAAAGGGCCCCAAAACUGUCAGGGUUAUAACUCAAAAUGGCGACGAAAUGCAGGUAGAAUUCGAAUAUGACAGUCGACGACAAGUAGUAACUGUUAAGGAUCCUAAAGUAUCUGUAAUUGAUUGCAAUUGGCGUGUUAUUGUCAAUUAA
Molecule: messenger RNA, 2817 nt
Organism: Mycotypha africana
Lineage: Eukaryota; Fungi; Mucoromycota; Mucoromycetes; Mucorales; Mycotyphaceae
Product: glycosyl hydrolases family 31-domain-containing protein
Exons: 2
Coding region: 1-2817 (938 amino acids)
Biological process (GO): carbohydrate metabolic process; N-glycan processing
Cellular component (GO): glucosidase II complex
Molecular function (GO): carbohydrate binding; alpha-glucosidase activity
Source: RefSeq, a predicted model, not a curated record